Molecule: messenger RNA, 866 nt
Organism: Eublepharis macularius
Lineage: Eukaryota; Metazoa; Chordata; Lepidosauria; Squamata; Eublepharidae
Gene: PFDN5
Product: prefoldin subunit 5
Exons: 6
Coding region: 68-535 (155 amino acids)
Biological process (GO): regulation of DNA-templated transcription; protein folding
Cellular component (GO): cytoplasm; prefoldin complex
Source: RefSeq, a predicted model, not a curated record
GACCCCGGCGUUGCCUUGAGCCGGAGGGGAAAAGGGGCGUCCUUGCUCGCUCGGUCUCUCAGCCAAGAUGGCGCAGCAAGUCAACAUCUCGGAGCUGUCCUUGCCUCAGCUGGAGGUGCUGAAGAGCCAGCUGGACCAGGAAGUGGAGUUCCUUUCUUCAUCCAUUGCUCAACUGAAAGUGGUACAGACAAAGUAUGUGGAAGCAAAGGACUGUCUGACUGUACUGAACAAAAGCAACGAAGGUAAAGAACUGCUCGUCCCACUCUCCAGUUCCAUGUAUGUCCCUGGAAAACUCUCUGACGUUGGCCAGGUGCUAAUAGACGUGGGGACCGGUUAUUAUGUAGAAAAGUCUGUGGAAGACGCCCGAGACUUUUUCAGGAGAAAGAUCGAUUUCCUGACAAAACAGAUGGAGAAAAUCCAACCGGCGCUGCAGGAGAAACAUGCAAUGAAGCAAGCUGUGGUGGAAACGAUGAGCCAGAAGAUCCAGCAGCUAACAGCAGUCGGGGCUUCCCAAACAGCAGCAGCGAAGGCCUAGCCAAGCACCAAGCCACCCAUGUGCUCCCAUGCACUUUAGCAUUCAACAUUUUGUGACAUAACCCCAAGAUAGUGCCGCUUGGAGCAGCAGAGGGAGGGAGGGGGUGUUCUUUGCUUGAACACAGAUGGGAAUUCUAAUGUUUCAAGCUUUUCUAGGCUUAAUAUCACCGACACCUGCUCUGCUCAAAGCAGUGAGCUUUCAGGUAGCCCCUGGGGUGGAUGUCGUAUUCCCGGCUGUAAUGUGGGGUUGUUCUUAAUUUUAAUCCCCCGUGAAAACAUUUGUCACUUGAAGAUGGAAUUGUACAAAAUAAACAAGUGGGAUUGCAGACCAA